Diachasma alloeum is the source of this 1103-nucleotide messenger RNA. It is a transcript of the gene scu, whose product is annotated as 3-hydroxyacyl-CoA dehydrogenase type-2. Gene Ontology annotation, molecular function: estradiol 17-beta-dehydrogenase [NAD(P)+] activity. Gene Ontology annotation, biological process: androgen metabolic process; estrogen metabolic process; fatty acid metabolic process. The record is from RefSeq and is a predicted model, not a curated record. The transcript has 3 exons. Gene Ontology annotation, cellular component: mitochondrion. Bases 225 to 992 code for a protein of 255 amino acids. NCBI's taxonomy places the organism in Eukaryota, Metazoa, Arthropoda, Insecta, Hymenoptera, Braconidae.
UCCAUUGAAAUUGGUUGAAUUACCGAGCCUACUAAAGCGAGUUGCGCAAGGAGCACAAGAAAGUAGAAGAAGAAGCAAAGUUCAUGCAUGAGCUAGUCGUCGCACACCAGUAUUACCCUUCUACUUGCUCCGAUUCAUAGUGCGCUGUCAUCCUUAAGAAUAAUUUAAGGAAGUGAUUCCAUUUUUUCGUCGUACUGAUAGAUCCUCAUUAAAUCUCGUCUACAAUGUUGAAGAACGUAGUGGCACUGGUUACGGGAGGUGCAUCCGGCCUUGGUCGUGGCACAGUCGAGCGAUUUGUGAGAAAUGGAGCAAAAGUUAUCAUUGCUGAUUUACCAGUGUCUAAGGGCAAGGAGGUUGCGGCUGAGCUUGGAGAAAAUGCUGUGUUCACCCCCGUGGACGUAAGAUCCGAGGCAGACGUCACUCAAGCCGUGGAAAUGGCAAAAGAGAAGUUCGGCCGAUUGGAUGCAGUGGUGAACGCUGCAGGCAUAGCAGCAGCCAUUCGAGUCUACAACUUCAAGAAGAAUUGCAGCCACGACUUGGAGACAUUCUCACGAGUCAUUGAAAUAAAUACAAUUGGAACAUUCAACGUAAUUCGUCUUUCAGUGGGACUAAUCGGCGCGAACACGCCCAACGAGGAUGGACAACGUGGAGUGAUCGUCAAUACCGCGAGUGUUGCAGCCUUCGAUGGCCAGAUUGGCCAGGCAGCCUACUCAGCCAGCAAAGCUGGGGUCGUUGGCAUGACUCUGCCCCUUGCCCGUGACCUCUCCUCCCAGGGAAUCAGAGUCUGCACAAUUGCCCCUGGACUCUUCGAGACUCCAAUGCUCCAGGGCUUACCUGACAAAGUUCGUAAUUUCUUGGCUAAGAGCAUUCCAUUUCCCCAGCGGCUUGGAAAGCCUGAUGAGUAUGCCCAGCUGGUUGAGUCUAUCAUCCUGAACCCGAUGAUGAAUGGAGAGACCAUCAGACUCGAUGGAGGCCUUCGUAUGCAGCCAUGAAUUUCACAGAUACAGUUGAAAAUUGCAUUGUUACAUUUUUUGAUACUAUUUUUCCUUUUAUGGAAAUGAAAUAAAUAUAUUGAGCUAAGCUCUUAUUUUUUAAGGGAUGAA